This is a messenger RNA of Giardia duodenalis, 1299 nucleotides long. RefSeq names its product Kinase, CAMK CAMKL. Gene Ontology annotation, biological process: protein phosphorylation; intracellular signal transduction. The transcript has a single exon. The coding region runs from base 1 to 1299 and encodes 432 amino acids. Gene Ontology annotation, cellular component: cytoplasm. The record is from RefSeq and is a predicted model, not a curated record. Gene Ontology annotation, molecular function: ATP binding; protein serine/threonine kinase activity. Lineage: Eukaryota; Fornicata; Diplomonadida; Hexamitidae.
AUGUCAUCAACAACGACCGGCUCCUCUACUGUACGUGUCCGCGUGAAGCGCGUGUCUAACUACAUCACUGGAAAGAGUCUCGGGGUAGGAACCUUUGGAGACGUAAGGCUCGCCACACACCUAAUUACAGGUGAACGGGUCGCUUUGAAAGUGCUAGAUAAAAGCCGAAUUCAGUGCGAAGAUGACUUCAAACGCAUUGUGAGAGAGAUCCAAGUCCUUAAGCUCCUAGAUCACUCGAACAUUGUUCGUCUUUUAGAAGUCAUCGAUACCCCUCGUCACAUCUAUCUGGUGACAGAAUAUGUUGACAACGGAGAGCUCUUUAAUUAUGUGGUCCAAAAGCAAAAGCUCUCCGAGGAAGAGGCUUGCAAGUACUUCCAUCAGAUUGUUUCUGCACUUUCCUAUUGCCACUCUAGGAAGGUGUGCCACAGGGACAUGAAACUAGAAAACGUGCUCCUUGAUUCUUCAUACAACAUCAAGCUGAUCGACUUCGGUCUGUCCAACAUCCUUAUGUCUGACGAAGCGAAAUUCAAAACAGCUUGUGGCUCUCCAUCUUACGCGUCCCCAGAGAUGUUGAGUGGAAAGAAAUAUCACGGCCCGAGUAUCGACGUCUGGGCCAUUGGCAUCAUUCUAUUUGCCAUGAUUUGUGGGCACCUUCCCUUCGACCACGACAACACAGAGACUCUCUACAAAAAGAUCAUCUCCGGGGUCUUUCAUAUCCCUGAUCACGUGUCUCCAGAGGCCGCGGACCUCAUUUCGAAGAUCUUGGUCGUAGAUCCAGAUAAGAGGAUCACGCUUGAUGAGAUCACAAAGCACCCGUGGUAUAUCCAGUGUUACACAGGACCUGAGGAGCCCAACCCUGAGCUGAAGAUGAGCAAAGUGGUAGACUUUAGAAUUAUUUACACAAUGGUCACAAAGAUUUCCGAUUGGAGCGCGACAAAAAUCAUACGAUCUUUGAAUAACAAUAGACACAACCAGAUGACUGCGACAUACUUCCUACUAUGCGAGCGCGACAUCCAGGUCAACGGAUACAAGUGGAAUUUUGACGAGCAGCGAAAAUAUGCCGAAGCUCUCAACUUUGAAUUAGAAGAAGACGGAAGGCUCAUAAAGAAAAGCGACUCUGGGGCGAAGGUUGAAGAUACAAACGCAGAUGUGGCCGAGGCUAUUGAGGACUCCCACAGUGAUCCAAAUCUUGAAAACAUUCUUAAGAUUCAACGGGAGGACACUCAAAGCGAUAGGUCCCUUAAUGACUUAGCUUCUGAGCAAGGAUAUGGCCCCGGUCGGAGCAGGUUGCAGAAGUAA